Molecule: messenger RNA, 888 nt
Organism: Apaloderma vittatum (bar-tailed trogon)
Lineage: Eukaryota; Metazoa; Chordata; Aves; Trogoniformes; Trogonidae
Gene: PIK3IP1
Product: phosphoinositide-3-kinase interacting protein 1
Exons: 3
Source: RefSeq, a predicted model, not a curated record
AUGCUACAGCAGCCACAGCCGCAGUCCCUACAGCAGAAGCUGCUGCUACUUCCCAGGAGGUCAACCAGGUGUUUGAACCAGCCGAUACCUUGCCCUCCCGGAGCGAAGCAGCUGCUGUGCAGCCCGUCGUCGGGAUCAGUCAGAGAGUGCAGAUGAACUCCAAAGAAAAGAAGGACUUAGGGACACUAGGGUAUGUGCUGGGGCUGAUCAUGAUGGUGAUUAUCAUUGCCAUUGGAGCUGGCAUUGUCCUGGGGUACAUCUACAAGAGGGGGAAGGAUAUGAAGGAGAAGCAUGAACAGAAAGUUUAUGAACGUGAAAUGCAGCGCAUCACACUGCCACUCUCAGCGUUCACUAAUCCUGCCUGCGAGCUUGUAGAUGAGAACACAAUCGUGGUGCACACCAACCAGACGCCCGUGGAGGACACGCAGGAUGGUAGUGGUCCGCUCAUGGGGCAGGCGGGUACUCCUGGUGCCUGAGCAGCUCAGGCAGAAGCCAUACAGGCUGAGCAAAGCCUCCAGCUUCCCACUGUGAGUGCGGGGGUUGUGUGUGUUCAUUUCUAUUUUGUUUUCUUUUUGAUGAAAGCCAGAUGAAGGUGAUGCAGAGGGACAGAACGAUGGGCUAUUCAUCACGAUCUGUUUGAGAGGCACCGUUCAGUGCAUGACCAGCUGGGGACUGGUGUGGUGGACCUUGCUGCUUCCUCCCACCUAUCUCCGCGGCAUGCCGAGGAGCUGGGGGGGAUGAUGGGCCAGGCUCACAACUGGUCACAGAUCCCUUAGCCCAGAGUGUGGUCUUAGCUUCCUCUUUUUCUGUUCCUUUCCUAUUUAAUGGUGUGCACUGUUACUUAAGUUUCAGCCUGGAACGCCAGGAGGGAGCAGUACUGCAGGGACU